Molecule: messenger RNA, 576 nt
Organism: Austrofundulus limnaeus
Lineage: Eukaryota; Metazoa; Chordata; Actinopteri; Cyprinodontiformes; Rivulidae
Gene: tram2
Product: translocation associated membrane protein 2
Biological process (GO): SRP-dependent cotranslational protein targeting to membrane, translocation; protein insertion into ER membrane
Cellular component (GO): endoplasmic reticulum membrane
Source: RefSeq, a predicted model, not a curated record
CGCCCUUUAAGAAUUGGCGCAUGCGCACACCGCCGCCGAAGUUAACUCCUGAACUUCGCAGGCAGAAGAGAAAAAAAUUGUGAUUAAUAAAAUCAGUGAGUUUGACAUGGCGUUCCGCCGAAGAAACAAGAGUUACCCUUUCUUCAGCCAGGAGUUCCUCAUUCAGAACCACGCCGACAUCGUCUUCAGUUUGGUGAUUUUCAUUUUGAUUGGCUUGAUGUUUGAGGCAACGGCAAAGUCGGCCAUACUGUUCAUUCAGCCUCAGUACAACAUCACCACAUUAACACCAGAGAGGGAGGUGACCACGUAUCAGUACGGCUGGAAGGACUGCGCCACCAUCCUCUUCUACUUCUUCAUCGCCAUCAUCCUCCACGCUGUGGUGCAGGAGUAUCUCCUGGAUAAAGUGAACCGCCGUCUUCACCUCUCCAAGAGCAAGAACACAAAGUUUAACGAGUCGGGCCAACUGUGUGUGUUUCACCUGGUGUCGAGUGUGUGGAGCUUCUACAUCCUGAUAACAGAAGGGUACCUCCUGCAUCCCAGCAGCCUUUGGGAGAAUUACCCUCAUUCGCAUCUCAG